Messenger RNA from Anastrepha ludens (Mexican fruit fly), 1192 nucleotides. RefSeq names its product peptidyl-prolyl cis-trans isomerase-like. The transcript is spliced from 2 exons. Bases 179 to 865 code for a protein of 228 amino acids. NCBI's taxonomy places the organism in Eukaryota, Metazoa, Arthropoda, Insecta, Diptera, Tephritidae. The record is from RefSeq and is a predicted model, not a curated record. Gene Ontology annotation, biological process: protein peptidyl-prolyl isomerization; protein folding. Gene Ontology annotation, molecular function: peptidyl-prolyl cis-trans isomerase activity. Gene Ontology annotation, cellular component: intracellular membrane-bounded organelle.
UCUUACAUCGCUAAGAGUGAAGAUUAGGUAACAAUAUUUGUGCUAGGUAAACGGUAAAUGGAAGCGUUGCUCUUUUUAAUUUUGUAGGUUUACCGGCUGUAGAAGAAAAGCUUUGACAUUUGACUGUGUUUGACGAUAACCGCCGUUAUCUAUCUCCACGUGUUGUUAUCGAGUUAAUAUGGCGCUUUUCGGUGCAACAGCAACACUGGUACGAGGUUGCUGCCGCCAGCAACGACCGCUCGCCAUUUUGGCAAAAAAAUCGAAUUUUCUACAAACCGGAAUCGAAGUCGGACAUAUUAAUUUUCGACUUCAGUCUCAAAUAGGAUUUCUUGGUGUUCGUUUCGCGAGUAAAUUUAAUAAAGGCAAAAUGGGUCUUCCCCGUGUAUUUUUCGAUAUGGCUGCCGAUGGACAACCACUUGGACGCAUCGUUAUGGAGCUCCGCAAGGACGUUGUACCCAAAACAGCAGAGAAUUUUCGCGCUUUAUGCACCGGAAAGAAAGGAUUUGGUUAUAAGGGAUGCACAUUUCAUCGUGUAAUACCGAAUUUCAUGUGCCAAGGUGGUGACUUCACAAACCACAAUGGCACUGGUGGCAAAUCCAUUUAUGGUGACACAUUCAAGGAUGAGAACUUUAAACUAAAGCACACUGGACCCGGCAUUUUGUCUAUGGCUAAUGCUGGGCCGAACACCAACGGCUCGCAGUUCUUUAUUUGCACCGUGAAGACAGCUUGGCUGGAUGGACAACAUGUGGUCUUUGGUCAGGUUAUUCAAGGCAUGGAAGUGGUAAAAGCCAUGGAAGCAUUGGGGUGUGCGAGUGGAGGACCCAUGAAGAAAGUAGUUAUUGCUGAUUGCGGUGAAAUAAAAUAGUUUACCGAACGAAUGUAAUUGGAUAAAGUAUUGUAAGCGGAGCAAAUGUGGUUUUGUGAUAGGCGUGACUGGAGUUUUGCCACAAUGGGCGUGAAUUAAAUACAUAUAUACAUAUAUAGGUUUAUUAGAGUUGUACGCAUUGCAACGCAUUCGAUUUAAAAUUUGAAACUAUGUGACGUUGUUGUAGCAACUCACUAUGUGAUAGAAACUGUUGCUUGGAAAAGAAAAUUUAUUUUAUGACAGCAGAUUUAGGAAAUAAUACCAAAGGUUACAUCAAUUCAAAUAUUCCAGAGAGUAUAAAUAAAUCGUAAGAUAUACAUACAUACA